Molecule: messenger RNA, 1618 nt
Organism: Cuscuta europaea
Lineage: Eukaryota; Viridiplantae; Streptophyta; Magnoliopsida; Solanales; Convolvulaceae
Source: the annotation of a GenBank genome assembly
UCUCAAACAUAUUUCAGGCGUGUCGGCUGAGACCCCCUUGGCUCCGCCCGUGUCUGUGACUGAUGCUUGAAAUUUGUAGCUAGACUGGGGAUCUUUCGUCUUGCAGUGCAUGUUAGGGAAGUAAGGGCUCCAACAGUCAAACGGACCUUCUCCCCUUGUGUUUUCCCACCAACUUUAAAUUCUCAUUUCCUCUUCGUCUCCCACUCAAUUCUACUUUUUUCAUGUUCAACUAAGCUGCACAUAUUACUUUUAGAUACUCACAGAGAUAGCAUUUCAAUUCUCAGCUAUGGAUCUUCUAGCUCCUCCACCUCUCUUUCCAUCUCAAACGGUAACUCCAGAUUUUCUCUAUUCGAUUACCUACUGUUAUUAUAUUAUAAAUCAAUGCUCACCCAAUUUCUCUCUAUUAUUGUUGGUGGUGGUGGUGUUGUUAUUCCAGUUUUAUUUGCUUUGAGUAUUGUGCUACAGGAAUUUGAUGGGAACCCAUUUUUGGAUUCAUACCCUAACCCUCCCUGCAAGCUUAAUAUCAAGGAAACUUCUGAUUUAGUGACUUCAUUUCCAACGGCAAAUGUUAAUAAUGGUCCAGAGAACAGAAGGCUUCUCCAGAUUUCGGCCGGAAGAACGAAGAGGAAUGUGGCGGAUGGCCCUUCAACCCCGGGAAGGCCCAUUUUCAGCUUCAGUGUUGGGAAUUUUUCCAGAAAAUCUGUCCCUUCAAAGUGGGAUGAUGCGGAGAAAUGGGUUGUCAAUGGCGGCAAUCAUGAAUCCCCUGUUGCUCAACAUAAUUCGUUUUUGAAAUUCUCAACACAACACAAGUGUAGUAGUAGUAGUGGGUUCUGCCCCAAACAAGCCUUUCCUGAAAUUUGUAGGGUAAGUGAUGAAAAGGUUGCAGGACCUUCUAGUGGGGUCUCUUCUGCCACACCAGAUGUACUUCUUAAAGAUAAAUGCACAAGUGAGGUUGAAACUAUAAGAACUCCAGAUUUUAGGUCCAUGAAAGAAGGGUUCCUAUUUGGAAACAUGAGUGAACAAUGCACAAAAGGAUUAUUUCCAUUUGGGGAUAGUAAUUAUGUGAGUGGGAUCAAAUGCAUGAAGAACAACACAACACAACCAGAUAUGUUUCUUGAGGCUAUUAACCACAGAGACAUUGGGACAGAAAUGACACCUAUGGGAAGCUCCACCACCUCAAGAUGCCCCACGCCGUUCAAGAGCUCAUCACCUGUUCGGUACAACACUCCUGCCAGUAGAUCUGGACCGUUGGCUCUACCCAACGACUCCAGUUCCUCCAGCACAACACUAGAUAUCGCACAACUCCAAGAGUACCAUUUAGCAAAGCUACAUGUUGGGAACGGCCAGCAUGCUUCUGUUACAUCAAAUUAUUGGAGCUCAAGAGAAGAGGAAGAAGAUGAUGUAUCUAAGAGUUUGAGACACUUCGAAAUGAAUACUAAUAACGAGUGUGGCAUCGGGUCAAAAGUAGACCCGUGGGAGGAGGAGAUGAAGACCAAGAACUGCCUAAGCAGGUACAAGAGAGAACUAGCCAAAAUUCAAGCUUGGGUGAACCUCCAAAGUGCUAGAAGUGAAGCUCAAUCUAAAAAACUUGAGGUGAAAAUUCAAAAGAUGAGAUCAA